Boleophthalmus pectinirostris (great blue-spotted mudskipper) is the source of this 1669-nucleotide messenger RNA. RefSeq names its product solute carrier family 22 member 7a (gene slc22a7a). Gene Ontology annotation, molecular function: transmembrane transporter activity. The coding region runs from base 1 to 1599 and encodes 532 amino acids. The record is from RefSeq and is a predicted model, not a curated record. Lineage: Eukaryota; Metazoa; Chordata; Actinopteri; Gobiiformes; Gobiidae. Gene Ontology annotation, biological process: transmembrane transport. The transcript is spliced from 10 exons. Gene Ontology annotation, cellular component: membrane.
AUGAGGUUUGAAGACAUAUUGGACGAUGUGGGUGGAUUUGAACGGUUCCAGUUCUUUGUUUUGAUGAUUCUCUGUCUACCUCGCUUUAUUUUGGCACUUCAAUUUUUGCUACAUAACUUCAUCUCUGCUGUACCGGACCACCACUGUGCCCUGGGACUGUCUGAAACUGGACCAAGACUAGACCAGGACUACACCGAGUCCCUGGUCCAGACACAUGGGUCUGGAUCUCCAGGGUCCUGUUGGGUCUAUGGUCCAGACAACUCCACCGUGUCCUGUCCUCAUGGAUGGGUCUACAACCAGACGGACUUUAGCUCCACCACGGCCACCGAGUGGGACUUAGUGUGUGAGAACCGUAAACUGAACCAAGCUUUGGCCACAUACUUCUUCCUGGGGGUCACUGUGGGGGCCGUGGUCUUUGGACAACUGUCGGAUAAAUUUGGUCGCAAGUCCAUGCUCCUUGUGGCUCUGGUCCUGUCCACGGUUAUGAGCUCUGCUUCGGCCUUCUCCACCUCCUAUGUGAUGUUCGCAGUGUCACGUGCGCUCUGUGGGGUGGCCCUCAGUGGACUCUCCAUCAUCGCGGUGGUCCUGGGGAUUGAGUGGACUGAUGUGAAGCACCGGACGUUCACGGGAACAGUCAUGAGUUUGUCCUGGAGCCUGGGAAACAUGUGUUUGGCCCUCAUGGCUUUUCUGAUCCGAGACUGGAGACAACUCACUCUGGCUGUAACUGUGCCCUGUGCUCUGCCUAUCAUCUGCUGGUGGUGGUUGCCGGAGUCUGCUCGGUGGCUGUUGGUUAAUGGGAGAACAAGGGAGGCGAGGAGGUUCCUGGUGCAAUGUGCCAAAAUGAACAAGAGAAACGAACAGAUCUCCAAACUGGAUCUGGAGGUCCUUGCAAAGGUGUCCAUGUCUGAGGAGUCCCAGAAGACUCACUCAUACCUGGAUUUGGUGAGGACUCCCCAGCUCCGGAAGAUCACGCUCUGCUCAGGGCUGUCCUGGUUCGCAGUGGCCUUCCUGUACUACGGCAUCAGCUUUAAGAUCUCGGAUUUAGGCGUCAGUAUUUACCUCACACAGUUCAUCUACGGUGCCAUUGAAGCUCCAGCCAAAAUCGCGUCCUUCUUCAUCCUGGACUGGAUCGGCCGAAGGAACGGACAAGCCUGGUUCCUCAUCAUCACUGGGACUCUCAUUGGGGUCAACACAGCCCUGCCCCUGGAUUUGGUGGUGCCUCGGACAUGUAUUGGUGUGGUCGCCAAAGGGUUUUCUGAGGCUGCCUUCACCACAGCCUUCCUCUACUCUGCAGAACUUUAUCCCACAACCCUGAGACAGUGUGGGAUGGGCUACACCUCAUGCCUGUGUCGGAUCGGGAGUGCUCUGGCUCCUAUGGUCAUGCUGCUGGACGAGCUGUGGCGGCCCCUGCCUCGCUUGGUGUUCGCUGGGACUGGGAUCCUGAGUGGAGCUCUGGUGUUUCUGCUGCCAGAGACUCUGAACGUAAAGCUGCCUGAAGACGUGCUGGACGUGGAGGAGGGCAGACAUCGAGACCCGAGCUCAGCUUCAGACCUGGAGAUGGAGAAACUCAACCAGAACGGAAACAAGACCACAGAGUAAAAGAGCCCAAAUAUGAGAUCAUAACUGCAGAAGAACAUGUUGGAAUUUAUAAUGUUUUCUUUAGAUUUGA